CGUAACCGGGAACGGGAACGGGAACCGUUAAACGUUAAACGCACCCGUACUGCCACCAUGGCGGCGCUGUCCCGGCUCGCCGUGCCGUUCGUGUAUGCGCUGAUUGCCGUCCUGGGGUACCCGUCGCAGCUGCUGCUGAUGCACCUGGAGCCAGGGCCUCUGACGCAGCGCGAACUGGUCGUGUUCAAUAUCGCAUUAUUACUGGUGUUUAUCACAUACACACGCACGGUGUUUGUGGAUCCAGGGAGAGUGCCGCGGGGGUGGGAGAAAGAGAUAUCGAGUGAGAAGAGCGGGGAGAGCGGGAAGGCGGAGACGGAAGCACACGGGGACGUCCACGGGGAGCCCGACGGCCUGAAGAGCAGGAAAUGGUGCCGCAAAUGCGAUGCCGCGAAGCCGCCGCGCGCACACCACUGCAAGGAGUGCAAACGCUGCGUGCCCAGAAUGGACCACCACUGCCCCUGGACCGCAAACUGCGUCUCGCACACCACCCUCCCGCACUUCCUCCGCUUCCUCAGCACCACAACCACCACCCUCAUCCUGCUCCUCUCCCACCUCUUCCCGCGCCUCUCCCACCUCUGGUCCUCGCGCGACCUCCCCGCAACCCUCGGCCCCUCGCUCCCGCUAUUCACCCACCUGCUCCUGACCUCGCUCGCCACAGCCUUCACGACCUUCCUGCUGACCCUCCUCCUCCUGCGCAACCUCUACGCCCUCGCGCUCAACACCACCACCAUCGAGUCCUGGGAGAUCGCGCGGCACGACACGCUGCUCCGGCGCGCGCGACACUUCGGGGGCUACCUGGCCACGCCCGACGGCACGCGCGUGCGCAUCCGGCGCCAGGAGUUUCCGUACGACGUUGGGUUUUUCGCGAAUGUGGCGCAGGGCAUGGGGUCGUGGAAUCCGCUGAGCUGGGUCAAUGUGCUGGCGCGCACGCCGCGGGUGGGGACGGGGGUGGGGGAAGGGUUGAGGUGGGAGGUCAAUGGGUUCAGCGAGGGGGCGUGGCCGCCGGUGGAUCCGGAUCGCGUGUAUCGGCGGCGGGCGCGGGAGGAGGGGCCGGCGUUUACGUUUCAGAGCGGGGAGGGCGAGGGGGCUGGGGGGGACGAGGAUGUGGUUGCGGCGUUCAAGGCGAGGCAGGCGCUGGACGCGGUGAGGCGGCGGAAGCCGUUUGUGCAGCGCUUGGAGGCGGUGAGGGAUGGUGGGCGUCGGGAUGGGUAUGGCUACGGGAGCAACGACUAUGGGAGCAACGGCCACGCGGACAGCUCUUACGGAGACAACGGCUACGCGGACAGCUCUUACGCGGACAACGGCUACGGCGACAGCUCUCACGGGAACAACUACGACAACGAUGGCUACGCAGACACCGCCUCCCCCGCCUCCUCCCGCGCCCCGACCCCAGAAGCAGACGUCUCGGCCGGCGAAGAAGCCUGGCGCAACCCCGAAGGCGAGCGCCUGCAGGACUUUGGCGUCGACGAGGACAUUGAGUUCUACGACGACCAGGGGGAUGAGCGGGGCGACGAGCGGGGCGAUGACCGGGACUACGGCCAGGGUGACAGAGAAGAAGAAGAAAACGACGAUGAUGCAGAAGAUGGAGAUAACGACGACGACGUCCCCCUCAGCGUCCUCCUCGCGCGCCGACGGCACGCAGCAGCGGUAGCAACCGCGGCGACGGUGGCAGCGACGGGGUCGAGUAUCGGGGGGUGGAGUGCGGCGGGGAGUACGUAUUAGCGUGUUCACGGGGUCGCAUCGCAUGUAGAAUGGCAUAUAGAAGGAC
This is a messenger RNA of Boeremia exigua, 1768 nucleotides long. RefSeq names its product palmitoyltransferase pfa4. Gene Ontology annotation, molecular function: protein-cysteine S-palmitoyltransferase activity. The transcript has 2 exons. Gene Ontology annotation, cellular component: endoplasmic reticulum membrane; endoplasmic reticulum; Golgi apparatus. The record is from RefSeq and is a predicted model, not a curated record. Gene Ontology annotation, biological process: protein targeting to membrane; peptidyl-L-cysteine S-palmitoylation. Lineage: Eukaryota; Fungi; Ascomycota; Dothideomycetes; Pleosporales; Didymellaceae. Bases 58 to 1722 code for a protein of 554 amino acids.